Cavia porcellus (domestic guinea pig) is the source of this 3285-nucleotide messenger RNA. It is a transcript of the gene Anp32e, whose product is annotated as acidic nuclear phosphoprotein 32 family member E. Gene Ontology annotation, biological process: regulation of apoptotic process. Gene Ontology annotation, molecular function: phosphatase inhibitor activity; histone binding. The transcript has 7 exons. Gene Ontology annotation, cellular component: nucleus. The record is from RefSeq and is a predicted model, not a curated record. Bases 313 to 1089 code for a protein of 258 amino acids. Lineage: Eukaryota; Metazoa; Chordata; Mammalia; Rodentia; Caviidae.
GGCUCAGUCUCUGAGCAGCCAUUGAAGGGGAAGGAACUGCGGGUGUGUGAGUGUGUGUGUGCGUGCGUGCGUGUGAGUGCGCGCGCGGGUGUGUAGACAAGGAGGUGGGGGCAGACGAGUUAGUCCCAACUCCUUGGACUCCAUUUGCUAUUCUUUUCUUUCUCCUCCACACCUAUCUGGUGGUAGUGGGCGUUUAUAUUUGCGAUUCUUUUCAUUCAUUUCCAAAUUUUCAAAAAUUUUAGGGUUGGGGGUAGUAGGAACAGCAGGAAAGGAGAAAGGAGGAGAGUAGUGGCAGAAGAGCAGGAGGAGGACAUGGAUAUGAAGAAGAGGAUUAACCUGGAGUUAAGGAACAGAGCCCCGGAGGAGGUGACGGAAUUGGUUCUUGAUAAUUGCCUGUGUGUCAAUGGGGAAAUUGAGGGCCUGAAUGACACUUUUAAAGAACUAGAAUUUCUGAGUAUGGCUAAUGUGGCAUUAUGUUCACUGGCCCAGCUUCCCAGCCUAAAUAAACUUCGGAAGUUGGAACUUCCUGACAACGCAAUUUCUGGAGGCUUGGAAGUUUUAGCAGAGAAAUGUCCAAAUCUUACCUACCUCAAUCUGAGUGGAAACAAAAUUAAAGAUCUGAGUACAGUAGAAGCUCUGCAAAAUCUUAAAAAUUUGAAAAGUCUGGAUUUGUUUAACUGUGAGAUCACAAACCUGGAAGAUUACCGAGAGAGUAUUUUUGAAUUGCUGCAGCAAAUCACAUAUUUAGAUGGAUAUGAUCAGGAAGAUAACGAAGCACCAGACUCAGAAGAGGAGGAGGAUGAAGAUGGAGAUGAAGAUGAUGAAGAUGAAGCUGGUCUACCUGAAUGGUGUGAAGAGGAAGAAGAGGAAGACGAGGAUGACGAUGAGGAAGAAGAUGAAGCAGGCUCAGAAUUGGGAGAGGGAGAAGAAGUGGGCCUCUCAUACUUAAUGAAAGAAGAAAUUCAGGAUGAAGAAGAUGAUGAUGACUAUGUUGAAGAAGGAGAAGAGGAGGAAGAGGAAGAAGAAGGACUCCGGGGGGAGAAGAGGAAACGAGAUGCUGAUGAUGACGGGGAGGAGGAAGAUGACUAGAUCAUUCGGAGACCACACUCCCUAGUGUUCCUGGGUGUGCAAUAGAGUGAUCACAUCUUUGUUUCCUUGUGUAUGAUAGCUAUUCCCUGCAGAAGAUAAUGUGUAACUUUUUAUAGGAAAAGUGUGGUUUUACUAUUUUUGCCUUAUCAUUCCAAUUAAGAUUGACUUGUCUAUUAAUGAUCAGACUGUAUGUAGAGAACAAUUUUCAUUGACCCUUUCCACCGUUGUGAAAUUCUCUAGCAAUUUAUUUAGUAUCUUAAUUUUUCUAAUUCAAGCACAGUGUAUUAGUCAUUUUUAGCCCAUAAAUAAGAUCACUUUUACACAUGUGUAGUUGGGUGUAUUUCAUUCAUAAGGUUUUAAAGUUAUUUAUAAAUUAACUAAAAUUACAGUCAGCUAUAAUAUGAAAUGACAAUAGACUCGAAUGAUAGGUUGAUUAUUUUUUUAGAAAUGAUUCAGAGAUGUUUAGUUUGAAGGCAGUGACUUUGGCUAAGGGUAUUUGGAUACUUGUUACAUGAACUAAGUUGGAAAGCAGAUGCAGGACAAUGCAGGUCUUACUGAGCAAUGUAUUUUUUGGAUUUUGGGGGUGCUAUUCAGUAAUUAAUGUAAUUUGUGGAUUUUGUGGUGACUGAUAAGAGUUUAUUUUUGAAGAAAAGAUUGCUUAUAUUAAGUCCAGAGGCAUGCGGUAACCUCCCCUGGGAUGCCCACACUCGUGUGUUCUGUAUCUGGUUCGCCUUCUCUCUCCUCUCAGUAGCUUCUGUGCUCCCCUCUGCUUCUUGUCCCACUUUUUGUCCUGGAAGAAGGUUUGGCACCUUGUAGAUUUCUAUAAAACCUUUAGUCUCAUACCUCAGUCACCUUUUCAGACCUGACCGAGUUUUAAAUAAGUGGAAGAAAUUGAAAAUUUUUUUCAGAUCUGAAUGUUGUUGAUACAGUUUUAUUAACGAGGUUCUACUUACUGUAUAAUGCUUCUUGGUUGACAACAUAGGUUAUUAGGAUGAAGAAAAGAGAGAAAGAAGGGAGGCUUUUGCAAGUAGUAUUAGUGUUUCUUAAAAGCCCGAAGAAUUGCCUGUUGAUAAUUAUAUUUACAUUGGCUUCCCAAAGGAUUUGGAUAUCAACCCUGCAAAGUAUUUAUAGUUUUUCUGAGUAGAACUUUAAUUAUCCUUUCUAUAGUUUUAAUGUGGAUAUAACAUUUUUGGAAUAUGGUAGGUAGUUGGAAAAAUAUUUGAAACUAAAUUGAUAAUAAGAUGUAUUUCCAAACCGAUGCUCAUUACAAAUAGAAUAAUAUUUGAGGUAAAUGUGAGUCUGUGCUUAUCCAGCUCCUAAACAGCCUGAUGAGACAAGUCCAUUUCCCUUUUUGUCAAGGAAGUUUCAUGUUCAAGGCAAUUGUGCUUUUUAAAUCUUGGCUGUCUGAAAUUUUCCUAUUGUUUUGAUUAUUUGUUAGUUUUUAAAAAGUGUCAGCAAUUUGAAGUUAGACUUCUCUACUGAGACACAUUUAAACCAGCAUGGUAUUGCUGCUGCUUUUUUAGUUUAAAAAUGAGGACUUAGUGUUUCAAAGUAAAAAUUAUAAAGUUAUUUGUGGAGAAACUAAAAAAGUUGCAAACUGGCUGAAAACAAGGGAUAAAUUUAGCGGGGCCCUAGCAUCUCCAGAAGACUAAAAUUUUUCUUCUGAUUUAGCAAUUGGAAUGUCCUAUUUAGUCCCUGAGCAUUCUUAUGGCAUACUAUACCAUCAAUAAGUACAAAAUACUUAUUUUAGAAAGUAAAUCUGUGUAUUGACUUUCUUAUCAAUCAUUUUAUUGUGCAAUCAUAAUUAGAGUUCUUUGGUUUGACCUCAACACUUAGCGCCUCCAUACGACAUUUAAGACUUAUGUAUCUCUGUGGGUGGUAUUUUCAUGCAAAUAAGUAAGGGUGGGUUUUAUAUUUUGUAGAAGUUUUGGGUCCUAUUUUAAUGCUCUUUGUACGGCAGUGUGUAUAUAAUGUGUUAAAUUCCUCAAGAACCUGUCUUCAAAAACUUUGAAGUUAAUACUUUUGUGUAACUGUGUUUUGAAUAAAGCCAUGACAGUGUUAAAAACAAAUUUUAAAAAUGCAGUACUCUUGAUCAUUCUUUUAUUGUUUCUGACUAGUCCCUAUUUUUUCUGUGACUGCUGUAACUUAAAGUUUUGGAAACUGAAUUGCUUCAAAUAAAUUGAAGAUUUGUUAUAA